This is a messenger RNA of Mya arenaria, 7172 nucleotides long. RefSeq names its product trimeric intracellular cation channel type 1B.1-like. NCBI's taxonomy places the organism in Eukaryota, Metazoa, Mollusca, Bivalvia, Myida, Myidae. The transcript has 6 exons. Gene Ontology annotation, molecular function: identical protein binding; potassium channel activity. The record is from RefSeq and is a predicted model, not a curated record. Gene Ontology annotation, cellular component: membrane. Gene Ontology annotation, biological process: potassium ion transmembrane transport. The coding region runs from base 81 to 941 and encodes 286 amino acids.
UGCGCACUUCCGCAGCAGCUAGCAUCCUCUCAGAUUCAUUUUGACCUCUUUUGUACUAUUUUCUUCAUUAUUAAGUCAAAAUGGAUCCUCAAGCAUUCAUGGACAUUGCAACAAAAGUAACCAAGUUGAAAAUGUAUCCAUAUUUCGACAUCGCACAUUACACUCUUAUGUGCAUGGCGGUCAGAGAGGAUUUGCCGGCUAAUCAGCCAACAGGCACACAGCCGUUCUACCGCCGCCACCCAUUGUCCACAUGGGUUUCCAGCAUGCUGGUGUGUUUCGCGGGAAGCAUCAUCGCUAAUAUUCUGUUGGGGGAGCCUGCCAUUACACCAUUCAAAGACCAUAGGAGUGUGCUGACUGCAACUGCUGUGUGGUACCUGGUGUUCUACUCCCCGUUUGACAUGGUGUACAAGUUGGCUAAGUUAUUACCCUUUAAGAUGGUCAUCUGUGCGCUGAAGGAGGUCCAGAGAGCUAGCAAGGUUCACACGGCUGUCAAUCACACGGCCAAGAUUUACCCGAACGCGUACCUGAUUAUAGUGCUAAUCGGCACUAUUAAAGGUUCUGGUAGUUAUUUGAUGAAGAACUUUGAACGUCUUGUCCGCGGAGUCUGGGUUCCAGGGUCAAACGAAAUACUCACUCCAACUUUCGCAACGAAGGCAUGUCUGGUAGCAUCGCUCGUGUUUCUAAUGGAACGACUGAACUACAUACAAGCGCCCCACCCACUCAUCUACUUCGGGGUUGUCAUCUUCUUUGUGUACUUCAAACUUUCUGCUCUUCUCCUCGGAAUCCACGACCCCUUCGCACCGUUUGAGAAUCUGUUUUGCGCGAUUUUUAUGGGUGGAAUGUGGGAAGCGUUGAGGCGCGCAGUGGUUCCGGAGAAACGGCCGACUGACGAGAGAAACGACAUGCCAGUGAAAAGCAAGGAAGAUAAAAAGAAGGAUUGAGAUUAAUAGUUUUAGGAGAUUCUAGAUGUUACAAUUGAUUUGAAGGACUUUAGUUCUGAUGCCUAGCUUCUUAGCUUAGCUUUUGAAUUGAUUUGAUGCUGAGCCACCCUGAUUUUAAAUCUUAUACCAUUCACCCAAUGAAAAGAGCCUCAGACAUACUCCAGCAACUAAAUUUAGGACUAUCAAAAUAAACAUCGUGUAAAUUGAAUCAAUGAUAUGAUUAGAAUAACAUUUCUUAUGGUAUUUUUAUCUUUUAUUGUUUAACCAAUAAUUUUUUGGAUGAUCAAAAUCAUUUAAAUCAUGAAAUCUGAACAUUUAAUUUGUUUUCUAAAUCAAUUGAAAAUGUGUAAAAUUAAGUAUAAUUAACAAAAGCAAUCUAAUUUUGUUUGAUCUCAAGUUCGAGAUUGUUUAUAGCUUGUAGGAGUGAAUUAGAAUAUUUGUAAGACCAGUGAAAUACUCUCUGCUCAUUAUUCUAUUUAAAUAGAAAUAUCAUUAUCUCUUUUCUAUCUUGUAACACAUGUCCUGUACAGGGCCCUAAAUAUAUAUACCCUUUUUACGGCCUAUAAAUUUCGGCCUCACAAAAUAUUCUCAUGAAACUUUGUACACGUGUUGUUGAAAACAUUAUGCACUUUUGUAGCAAGGUCGGUAACUCUGGCUUUAAUAAUGAAUGAAUCAUGCCCCUUUAUCACUUGGAUGAGUUACGGAAAAUUCUAUUCAGGACCAUUAUUCAAUAACUUGUUCAAAAUAUUUUCAUGAAACUUGUAUAUGCUUCACCAGUAACUAUAUGCACUUUUGUAGCAAGGCAAAAGAUGGAUUUAAUAAAUAACGAGUUUUGUCCUUUUUCACCUGAAGGAACAAGCGACACUCUUGUUUUUUGCACACUUCUCUUAUUAUUCUGCUUGUUGAAUCAUAUAUACAUAAAGAUGGUUGAAAAGUAUAAUUACCGGGAAUGUACUGAAAUUUGUAAUAGUUAUCAAUUGUCACACAAUCUAUAUUUUUUGAAAAGUUUCAUUUUCAAUGUACAGUUUGUUGAUCUUUUGAAAAGGAUAUUUAAAAUUAAAUUUAAUACACAGGUGUUUAAAGAUAAAAACAUUUAAUUUAAUCUUUUUUAUUUUAAAUUGAUUACAACAUUGGCGAAAUCGAUUAUCAAGCGCAUUUGUUGUAAAGAGAACAAGAGUUGUACUUUCUUUGGAACUUUGAUUUUGUCCGCUGGGUUUUGAAAUUUGAGCUUGAUGUUAAACAGAGAGUCAUUUGGUAUAACCUUUGUCUGUUUUUAUUAAAGGAGUUGAACACUUUGGUGUAAGAGUAUUGGAAUAGAUGGAAUUAAGUGAAAAUGUAUGUGAAAAGCACAUAAAGUAAGUUAUAGAAGAGAGAUAUCAUUUAACAUUGUGUUACAAUUAUAGAGCGUAAAGUUUUGGUGCAUACAGAAGUAAUUAAAAAAAAUUAGUUUUGAAAACGCUUAAAUAUUGAGUGUUUUACAUUUAUGUAUUCAAUAUGGUAUCUUGAAAAUAUUUGUCUUAUAUUUUAAAACUUAAAGAAAUUUUAGCAUGUAAUUUUGAAUGAAAAGGCAUUGCGAUGUACUCAAAAUAAUAGAACUCCAUGUUUGUGUUUUCAAAUUUAUACCUUAGGCUUAGCUGAAGUUUUUUAUAAAUUGUGUAAACAAGAAAACUUACCUCUCAUUCCAAACAGUUUUCAUCCACUUAUGACUUGUUAUUUUCUGUGUUUUGAGUUUCAUUUGUAAGAAAACUUAAUUUUUUAAGUUAUGUGAAUAUUUUCUAUACAUGUGCAAUUUCAUGCCAAUCUUUUUUUGUUUGAGUAUGUGUUCAUAAUCUAGUCUUAACCUUGAUCAAAAGAAUUGUGUUUGUUUGUUGUUUUUUCUUUAAAAAUUGUGCAAGAUCCUAAAGGUGCUUUUGUUAUCUUUUUUUUAACAUCUUUUUUUUAACCAAUUAAAAUCAUACAUGACAAAUUUUUAAAAAUGACUAUAGAUUUCCCUAGAAAUUGCCUUCAAUGAAUUGGAUGGUGAAAAUGUACAAAUUUCCACACAAAACCGUUCGCUAGUAUUUUUGACUUGUCUGUUUUUCCAAGAGAAAAAGAAUGGCUAUUUUGAUAACCUUUGAGUCAUUGUUGUUCACAUUUUGUAACCUUUAAAAGCCAUUAUUUAAACUGUUGAAAGUACUUAUAUGAAACUAAGACAUGAAGCCAGAGACAAUAUGCUCAUGAGUAGCAAGGCCCAUAACUCUAGCAUUAAUAAUUGUAGAGUUACACCCCUUUUUCGACUGAAAAAUUGUGUUCGUUUUUUUGCUUAGCUGAGCUCUUGUUCUAUUUUAUAUGUGUGUAUUUAUAAUCGGAAAUAAGAAAUCUCAUUUUAUAGGUAUUUAUAGUACAUUUCUUUAGAUUGUUUUACUUAUUAUGAAAAAAUUGUGUUUUCAUUAAUGAUACAUUGCCUAAUAUGCUAAACAGAACUAUCAUGUUGAUAAAAAAUAGCUUUUGAAAUGUACAUGUAUCUUUUGGAACAUUUUUGCAUGAAACUUGCUUCUCGUUACAUAAUUAUAUGAAUUUUUGGUUGUAUAUUUAAAUCUAUACAUAUUACAUUGUUGUUAUUCAAUACCUUUUUUAUCCGUUUACCCUCAGCCUUGCAAAGCCUUCAAUCUGGCUCCCUUGGAUCCCAAUAAGUUCCGUUGAACCGUCUCAAAUGGUUAAGUUGCUGACCAGCUACUACUUAUUGUACCUAAAAUAAACUUAUUUCCCCAAAUUUGAACUGGCUCAAUUACUAUUGUAACCGUCCAUUUUGGCCGGCUGCCAGUUCUUAUUGAGAACACUGGGCGCCAUAUGGCAGAAACAUGUUGAGAAUAUUUGAACUUGAGUGCAGAAUUUUGAAUUGAUAUAUAUCUUUAAACAAAUUAUGCUUCUAUAUGGUGUUCUCAUUUCUAAAAACUUAAAACAAAUAUACUUCUUUUUUUAAAACUUAAACAAUAUGCUUCUAAAUGGUGUUUUCUUUUUUAAAAAAACUUUAAGUUUCCAUUCUUCAAUUGUAUAAUAUACAUUUAGUGUAACACGUUCUACCAGUGCCAGGGCCAGUGGUAUACAACAGAUUUUUGAAGAUUAGAAUAAGGAAGUUUAAACUUAAUAUGCUUUUGUUUUACAAUGCCAGUGCUCUGAAUAAUAUAAAAUGACUCAGUUAAUAAUUAAUUUCAGCAUUAUGCAAGAUGGUGCCAUUUAUAGUUGCAAAUGAUACCACAGUAUAAAUUUUUCUUCAUUGUGUUUGUUCUAUAUUCAUGCAAACUAUAUGUACAUGUGUGGUCUGGCAAUACAUGUAUAUCUUUGUGCACAAGACUCCUGCCAUUUUUCUUCACAUUUACACCUUUUAAAUGUCCAUAUUUGUCCAUGUUUUGGUAUCAUGUUUUGUAUUGUCUAUUUUACGUAUUGUUGCCUUGUUGUUUUUGUGUACAUUUUUGUAACUAUUUAAAGGGACACGUUCAUGUGUAAAUGAUAUUAUUUUGGGGUGAAAUGUGUACAAAAUGCUUGUUUCAAUGAUCCAUCAACAUCCAUCAAAAGUUUACAUUAUAGCUCUUAUGUUAACAGUUAAAAAGAGGUGACAGUGGUCUAGUGGUAUAAAUGUCCACCUCUCACUUAAGAGGUUGUGGGGUUGAUCCUCACUAGGGGCACUUUCUCAUUGCCUCUCAAAAAGGACACAGUACUGGUUUCUGCCCUGGAAAGACUUGAGAGGGAUUUCAUAAACUCGGCUUCCUUCACAGUCGAACUAAAAAAAAAUAUUAGUGUAUACUAAUGUUAACAGUUAUUAUAAAAUCUGGCAGAAAAAUGCUGUAUUUAUAUUGAUAUUAUGAUAUUACAGAUUGAUUAGUUUCUGUUCAAAUGAGUAUAUACUAGUUCCUGCUUGGGUGUUUAUUUAUAAAAGUAAAGAAAAAUAUGUCAGGCUAUUCCAGUAAAACAUAUUACCCACAGGGGGAAGUCAAUUAUUUUCAUAGUAUAUUGAUGGGUGUCUUUUCGCUGAUUUGGACCCCAAAUGGGUAAAUUUGCUUCUGUAUGGGUGGGGGGGGAGGUAGUUAAGAAGUGCCUUCCCUGUGAGGGUUAUAUGUCUAAAUGAAAUAGCCCUUGUUUGAACAUCAGAUCAUAGCCAGCAUAAAAUUGUGAACGAGUCCCUUUAAAUGAACUAGGAUAAGAACUACUUUUACAUUAUUGCGUGGUUUGUUUACAGAAUUAUUUGGUGUUCUUUCACAUUGAUUAGUAUUACAUUGUACAUUAGAUGUUGUAUAGUAUUACUGUCCGGAAUUUGUACCAGAUAUGUUUGUUAGUAUGUAAGUUUAUGGUGGAAAUGGCAAUAUCACACAGCAACACUACUUUUGUUCACAAAGUUUGUUGGUAAGGCUUCGUUUUGAAAUUUUUGUUUCUAUCUAAAUCCGAUUAAAAUCCUAUCCUUAAUGGGCAUGCAAGAAAUAACAAAAGGAGCUCGGAACUUGUGUACUUAAGUCAGAAUGCUCCAAUCAUAAAUGGUCAGCUUUUCUAUUUUGCUGUUUAAAUUUCUAGUUAAAUGUUUAUUUUGCUUCGACUUAGUGGACAAUUGUACUACUAUCAUUCAAUAUGGCCUGUUUAUUAAUCCUUGAUAGGAAUCACAAGUUCUCACUUUGUUACCAUUGGAAUAAGUAUUGAAGUUGUCAUUUUGGUUUUCAUUGGUAUAAAUAUUGUAUAAGGUCUUAUUUUCAUUUCCAUUGGAAUAAGUAUUUAAGUUUUCAUUUUUGUUUCCAUUGGAAUAAGUACUGAAGUUUUCAUUUUUGUUUCCAUUGGAAUAAGUACUGAAGUUUUCAUUUUUGUUUCCAUUGGAAUAAGUAUUGAAGUUUUCAUUUUUGUUUCCAUUGGAAUAAGUAUUGACUUAAUUCUCAUUUUUGUUUCCAUUGGAAUAAGUAUUGAAUAAGUUCUCACUUUUGUUUCCAUUAAAAUAAGUAUUCGAAAUUCUCACGUUUGUUUCCAUGGGAAUAUCUAUUGACUUAGUUCUCACUUUUGUUUCCAUUAGAAUAAGUAUUGGAAAUUAUCACUUUUGUUUUGUUUUCCAUGGAAAUAAAAGUGAUAAUUAAGUUUCCACUUCAUUUUCUAUAACAAUGAACCGUUCAGAACGUUUUAAUUAAGACCAAUUUUCUGGCUUCUUAUCUCAUUUUAAAAUGUCAUGCGGAGAUAAAUAUUUUUAUGAAAAACAAUUACAUUUUUGAAACCCUCAUUUUGAUAUGCUUAUUCUAUCCCAGAGGUAGCUGGUUUUUCCUGGAUUUUCAUUGUUUGUUUUUUUUACAUUUAUUUAUUUGCAUAAGUCAUUGACUAGUUCGGAGUUUUGGUGGACUGUUUUAUGGAGAAAGAAAAUCAAAGAAUUUGUAAAUCUUAAAAUGAGAUUACGGGAUGAAAAUGAUGAUAUUACGGUAUACAGUGUGGAAAUUGUUUGAUCGCCCCCACUCAACCCUGGUGAAUGAAUUUUCAUGCAAAAUAGGAGAGCAGCUGUUUUGAAAGCUAAAUUAAUAAUCAAAGCAGUUAUCUCCCUUGCUAUAUAUAUGUACCAGUUUUUCCAUCUAUCUUUUGGAUACUGCGAACUUCCUUCUCUCAAGAGAUACAGACAUGAGUAUUCCAAUAAUGCCAAUAGAAUACCUAUUUUAUAAAAAGAAGAUAUUAAGGUAUAUAAACUUGAAAUAAUUAUUGAUUGAAAACUAGAUUUGGCUUAAGGUUUUAAAGUGCAUGAAGUAAUGAUAUGAUUUAUUGAAAACUGGAUGAAUAAUUAUCAGUAGAGUGGAAUCGAUCUGACUGGAAUUGUAGUCAUAUACUUGUAAUGUGAUGGUGUUCUUUAGAAAUAAGGUAAAACCUAGAAGCUUUUUGGUGUUCUACAUUUUCUUCAAAUGACCAUUAUAGUUUACACACAUAAGAUGGUUAGUAAGACUGUUUUAAUUGUUGCAUAGAAAUUAGAUAUUUAAUAUAUAAUCUAGAGCAUUUUUGACAUGUGAAUUCCUCCUCAAAUCUUAACGGGUCGUAGAUUUGUUUUCACAUAAGUUACAAUUGUCUUCCGAAAAUGUAAGUCCAGAAAGAAGUUAUCCCCAUUUUUAUUACCAUGAUUUGUUGUUGUAUAUAAUGCCAUUGCCUAUUUAUAUGGAAAGUUUCCUUUGAAAUUUACCACUUUUUAAUUUUUGUUCUAAUUGUCUUCCAGUUAAAACUGGAAAUCAAUAAAGAAAUCUAACCCAG